CCUCUCCUCAAGCGUGCUAAUUGUGCUCUCCGCUCAUUCGAGAAGAAGAUUGGUUGUGCUGCCCUUUGCAUACAACAGAAGUAUCCUUCUCUUCCCCUCUUAGCGAGUGCGCGUGAUCCGAUAGCCUGUAGAUUCACCGCGCAGUUUUCCCACGAUGGCCAUCGAUAUUGUCGCCUUGAAGCAGCGAUACGCCGCAGCAGGUCAGGCGCACCUGUUCACCUUCUUCGACACCCUCUCCUCCGAUGAGCAGUCAAUAUUCGCUGCCCAGCUCGCAGCACUGGAUGUGGAGCGCGUUAAUUCAGUUUAUGCAAAAGCCGUCGAGGCAGAUGCAGCAGCUGCAGCCAUGGCAUCCUCCAAGGCCGUGCUCGGGCCACCGCCAGCGGAGAGCACCAUCAGCACCAGUGAUGCCAGCGGCAAGGAUGCACCGCUGGAACAGGAGCUGCGCAUGAUAGGACUCGAGGCAAUUGCACAAGGACAGGUGGGCGUUCUGCUCAUGGCUGGCGGCCAGGGAACACGGCUCGGCAGCUCGGCGCCGAAAGGUUGCUACGACAUCGGGCUUCCAAGUCACAAAAGCCUGUUCCAGUUGCAAGCCGAGCGCAUUCGCAGAUUGCAGACACUGGCAGAAAAGGCUUUCAGCAAGGAAGAGGGAAGUGUGGUCAUUCCAUGGUACAUUAUGACGUCCGGUCCGACACGCAAGCCGACAGAGGAAUUUUUCAAGGAGAGGAAUCACUUUGGAUUGGAGGCGAAGAAUGUCAUCUUUUUCGAACAAGGCACCCUCCCUUGCCUGACACUGGACGGCAAAAUCUUACUUGACACUAAGAGCUCUAUUGCAACUGCACCAGAUGGCAACGGCGGUCUGUACAAGGCGUUACGCGACAAGCUGUACCCCGGCUCCUCCGAGACCGCAAUCAAUUCGCUUCAAACACGCGGCAUCAAAUAUCUCCACUGCUACGGUGUCGACAACUGUCUUGUGCGCGUCGGGGAUCCGAUCUUCCUUGGCGCAUGCAUCAAACAAGGUGUCCAGGUCGGCGUCAAGGUCGUCACGAAGACCGAUCCAGCUGAGAGCGUCGGCGUCGUUGCGCUUCGCGACGGCAAGUUCACCGUGAUCGAAUAUUCCGAGCUGCCCAAGGAGCUGGCUGAAGCCAAGGACAAGAACCACCCGCAAGAGUUGGCGUUCCGCGCAGCGAACAUCGUCAACCACUUUUACACGACUAGCUUCCUCGCCUUGGACGUUCCGGCCUUCGAAGCACAGAUGGCGUUCCAUGUCGCACGCAAAAAGAUUCCCACGCUCGACAUGCAGACAGGAGAGCGUAUCAAGCCCACUUCGCCCAAUGGCAUGAAACUCGAGCUGUUCGUUUUUGACGUCUUCCCCUUUGUCGGCGAGGGAGGCUUGACUGUGCACGAGGUACCGCGCCAGGAAGAGUUUAGCCCAUUGAAGAACGCGCCGGGGACAGGCACGGAUGACCCACAGACAUCACGGCGCGACCUCCUUGCGCAGCAGCGCCGGUGGAUCGAGAAGGCCGGCGCUGAUGUGAGAGACGGUGCAGAGAUCGAGUUGAGCCCGCUCGUGACGUACACGGGAGAGGGACUGGACGGGCUCAAAGGGAAGAGUUUCACGGAAAGCACGGUCGUCGAUAGCAUUUAGACUCGCAGGCUCAACUUCAAUGAGCAUAUGUCAGCAAAUUGUUAGAAAAUCAUAACCCGGAUAUCCUCCCCUCACAUAUCAUGCAACUUAAGGCAAACACGUCCUGUUGCGCUUCUCAGACCGGCCAGUGCGCUCGAGGCAUAUGCUUUAACAUUCUUGAUUCAAAU
Tilletiaria anomala UBC 951 is the source of this 1812-nucleotide messenger RNA. Its product is annotated as nucleotide-diphospho-sugar transferase. Lineage: Eukaryota; Fungi; Basidiomycota; Exobasidiomycetes; Georgefischeriales; Tilletiariaceae. The coding region runs from base 155 to 1645 and encodes 496 amino acids. The transcript has 2 exons. The record is from RefSeq and is a predicted model, not a curated record. Gene Ontology annotation, biological process: UDP-N-acetylglucosamine biosynthetic process. Gene Ontology annotation, molecular function: UDP-N-acetylglucosamine diphosphorylase activity.